AUGGGCUCGGACGUGCGGGACCUGAACGCGCUGCUGCCCGCGGUGCCCUCGCUGGCCGGCGGGGGCGGUUGCUCGCUGCCAGUGAGCGGCGCAGCGCAGUGGGCGCCGGUGCUGGACUUCGCGCCCCCGGGCGCCCCGGCCUACGGCUCCCUGGGCGGCCCCGCGCCGCCGCCCGCGCCGCCGCCCCCUCCGCCGCCGCACUCGUUCAUCAAGCAGGAGCCGAGCUGGGGCGGCGCCGAGGCGCACGAGGAACAGUGCCUGAGCGCCUUCACCGUGCACUUCUCCGGCCAGUUCACCGGCACGGCCGGGGCCUGCCGCUACGGACCCUUCGGGCCCCCGCCGCCCGGCCAGGCGUCCUCAGGCCAGGCCCGGAUGUUCCCCAACGCUCCCUACCUGCCCAGCUGCCUGGAGAGCCAGCCCGCCAUCCGCAACCAGGGGUACAGCACGGUCACCUUCGACGGGACGCCCAGCUACGGCCACACGGCCUCCCACCAUGCCGCACAGCUGCCCAGCCAUUCCUUCAAGCACGAGGACCCCAUGGGGCAGCAGGGCUCGCUGGGCGAGCAGCAGUACCCUGUGCCGCCCCCAGUCUACGGCUGCCACACGCCCACGGACAGCUGUUCCGGCAGCCAGGCGCUGCUGCUGAGGACGCCGUACAGCAGUGACAACUUAUACCAGAUGACCUCCCAGCUCGAAUGCAUGACCUGGAACCAGAUGAAUCUGGGGGCCACCUUGAAGGGAGUUGCUGCUGGGAGUGCCAGCUCGGUGAGAUGGACGGAAGGCCACAGCAACCACAGCGCAGGGUACGAGAGCGAGAGCCACACGACGCCCAUCCUAUGCGGCGCCCAGUACCGGAUCCACACGCACGGCGUCUUCCGGGGCAUCCAGGACGUGAGGCGCGUGCCCGGUGUGACCCCCACACUGGUCCGGUCGGCCUCUGAGAGCAGUGAGAAGCGCCCCUUCAUGUGCGCUUACCCAGGCUGCAACAAGAGGUACUUCAAGCUGUCCCACCUGCAGAUGCACAGCCGGAAGCACACGGGUGAGAAACCGUACCAGUGUGACUUCAAGGACUGUGAGCGAAGGUUUUCGCGCUCUGACCAGCUCAAAAGGCACCAGAGGAGACACACAGGUGUGAAACCAUUCCAGUGUAAAACUUGUCAGCGAAAGUUCUCCCGCUCCGACCACCUGAAGACCCACACCAGGACUCAUACAGGUAAAACAAGUGAGAAGCCCUUCAGCUGCCGGUGGCCGAGCUGUCAGAAGAAGUUCGCGCGCUCCGACGAGCUCGUCCGCCACCACAACAUGCACCAGAGGAACAUGACCAAGCUGCAGUUGGCGCUCUGAGCGGACAGACAGCGCUGCGGCCGGGCCGAGCUGCUUCCGGCUGUGCGUUUGAGCUCCCUCCUCCCUCACCUCUCUGAGGAGGACCUGGAGCUGCCCCUCCCCUCGCAUCUGGCUCCCCAGACCCCAGACGCCCAGACCCCCAGGUUUGCCAGAGGAGCUGUCUUUGCUCUGCCAGCCUUUAGCUGGCCUGGAGGCCCUUGGAGGGAGGUGGCCUCUGCAUCCCAGCCGAGAAAAGCGUGAUGCCACUUGGUUGGGGUUUUCCGCUGUCAGAACCAUUGCUGAUAAGGUGCCCUUCUCCCUUUAGGCUCAUUUUCACUAGGAAUGGCGUGAUUGUAUGGUUUCCUCUCCUGGGAUAUUUAUAGGCCAGGGCAUGUGUCCGUGUCUGCUAAUGUAAACGUCGUCAUGGUUUCCAUUUACUAACAGCGAGAAAUAAAUCAGUGAAGCGGCGGGCGGGUCUCCACCAACUCCCGGCCAGGCGGGCUGCCAGCCCAGGCAGCAGGAGGCAGCUCUGCGCUCCUGCGUCUCAGGCAGCCCGGAAGGCAUCGGAGCCAACUGGUUAGCGCAGCGCUCACUUCAGCACGGCCCCAUAGGAAGCUGCUUGCAGAUUCCGUUUCAGCAUUUUUCUUUUGACUUAGUCAUCAGAGAUGUACAGAAAUCCUCACACAAAGAAGCGGGGCUCCCUUUGUCACUUGGGGUGCCCUUAGAGUGUGCAGACCACACUGGCUGAGUGGCUUCAAGCUGUAAAAUUUAAGUGACUUUGAAAGAAAAUGGAGGCUGGCCCAGGGCUCCACGGUGGAGGCCGUUCUUGAGUAACGGGUGGCUGGGGGCACACGGACGUGGGGAGACUUCCAGUUGGGGGAGUCAGUGGCCACUGGUGGUAGGGUGUGUGUGUGUGUUUGAGCGUGUGUGUUGUUUUGUCUUUUAAGGGCAGGAGUAUAUUAUUUGCUGUUGCUUGAACAUACUGUGUAAAUAUAGAUCCGAUGAUGAUUUCCUCUUCGAUGACUAACUUAGGAAGUGUAUAAAUACUAGGCCUCACUGUCAGUGUUGAUCUUAACGGCAUACUGAUGAUGACACUAAGCUUGUAACCUGCAUUCUCACACUGCUCUGAUUAAAGUCUCUUCAAAAAGCCA
Molecule: messenger RNA, 2474 nt
Organism: Heterocephalus glaber (naked mole-rat)
Lineage: Eukaryota; Metazoa; Chordata; Mammalia; Rodentia; Bathyergidae
Gene: Wt1
Product: WT1 transcription factor
Biological process (GO): regulation of transcription by RNA polymerase II
Cellular component (GO): nucleus
Molecular function (GO): DNA-binding transcription factor activity, RNA polymerase II-specific; RNA polymerase II cis-regulatory region sequence-specific DNA binding
Source: RefSeq, a predicted model, not a curated record